Molecule: messenger RNA, 1744 nt
Organism: Helianthus annuus (common sunflower)
Lineage: Eukaryota; Viridiplantae; Streptophyta; Magnoliopsida; Asterales; Asteraceae
Product: extensin
Exons: 3
Coding region: 73-1368 (431 amino acids)
Source: RefSeq, a predicted model, not a curated record
AUAUAUAAAUCACAACACUUACCACCUUAACGCAUUCACCAUCAAUCUUCACUUCACUUCACUUCACUUACCAUGAAGUCUCCUCCUUUUGCUUUAGCUGUUCUUGUCUUGGUUGCAGCAGCAUAUGUGAUGCAUGUUAGCUUUGCAACGCCAAUUCUCUUACCACCACCACCACCACCUACCAAUGCUAAUUGUCAACCCCCAUCACCUCCGCCACCACCAACAUAUCCCCCGCCACCCACACCGACUCCAGCAUAUCCCACACCACCCACACCGGCUCCAACAACUCCCUCGACAACCCCACCGUCUCCAGCAUAUCCCACGCCACCCACACCGCCUCCAACAACUCCCCCGACACCGUCUCCAACAUAUCCCCCCAAAACCCCACCGGCUCCAACAACUCCCACCACACCCCCAUUGACUCCAACAUAUCCACCGACAACCCCACCGGCUCCAACAAACCCCCCCACACUUCCACCAGAUUGUAAUAACAACACUCCGCCGCCAACACCUAUUAUAACACCCCCACCAGCUCCAACGCCAACACCUAUUAUAACACCCACACCAGCUCCAACCCCUGGUAAUUCACCCAACGUCCCCCCAAGAAUUCCACCUACACCUAAUACCCCACCAUCUGUAAUUCCUCCAUCUCCUCAGACUCCCAACUCUUCACCACCACCUGUUGUUCCACCCACACCACCUUGCACCCCCAAAGCUCCAUCCUAUCCUACUCCACCAGCCAACGGUCCACCCGCUGGAACUCCGCCACCGGCUCCUACAAAUCCAUCCACACCCCCAGCGGCUCCAACAAGUCCCCCGACAACCCCACCGUCUCCAACAUAUCCCCCCAAAACCCCAUCGGCUCCAGCAACUCCCUCCACACCCCCACCGGCUCCAACAAAUCCCUCCACACCCCCACUGGCUCCAACAAGUCCCCCGACAACCCCAUCGUCUCCUACAUAUCCCCCAAGAACCCCACCGGCUCCAACAACUCCCACCACACCCCCAUUGACUCCAACAUAUCCACCGACAACCCCACCGGCUCCAACAAAUCCCCCCGCACUUCCACCACCAAACUGUAAUAACAACACUCCGCCGCCAACACCUAUUAUAGCACCCCCACCAUGCACCAGCAUUGGUCAACAAGUCAUUAAGCCAUCAGCCCCACCAGCAGACUUCAAAGGAUGCUUUUCAUCUUGUGGAUUAAGGUGCGAGUUACAUUCGAACCAAGAGAGAUGUCACCGAGACUGCAUGGCAUGCUGCAACCGAUGCAAGUGUGUUCCUCCCGGUCAGUAUGGAAAGAAAGAGAUCUGUGGCUCAUGCUACACAGAUAUGAAGACUCAAGCUGGUAGACCAAUGUGCCCAUGAAGACCAUGCAUCUUUUAUAGUAGUUACCAGCUAAAGUUUAAGAAUAAAUUGGCCGGUCUUGUCUUUUGAAUUUCAGUUGUUGUUUGCUUGCAAAAUUCUUGAUAUCAAGCAGGAGGGAGUACUUUAAUGAAUACAAUAUGAUGUUUAUCAUUACGCAAUUAACAAAUUAUAUGACGUUCAACAAAUUAUAAUAAAUUCAAGAGAAAUUAAGGAACAUGUAUAUGAGCAUUUAGGUUAGGUUAGGUUGUUUAAUAAUAAAAAAAAACAUUUUAUUUUUGUUGAAGGCAUGUUAAUGUGAUGGUCGGAUACACCAAAAGUGAUGUUAUAUGAGCAUAUAAAUAAAGUUAUACAUGUAGUGUAGAUAUGUAAUCAGUAU